This is a messenger RNA of Dreissena polymorpha, 2612 nucleotides long. Its product is annotated as beta-1,3-galactosyltransferase 1-like. The record is from RefSeq and is a predicted model, not a curated record. The coding region runs from base 36 to 1355 and encodes 439 amino acids. Gene Ontology annotation, cellular component: membrane. The transcript has a single exon. Gene Ontology annotation, molecular function: hexosyltransferase activity. Lineage: Eukaryota; Metazoa; Mollusca; Bivalvia; Myida; Dreissenidae.
AAUGUGUCUUGUCAUUAAAUUGUUAAUUUUGCACUAUGAACAUCUCUCAUCCAUAUCUAAAUAUGCACGGAACGACCACAACUUUGAGGGCUUGUAAAUGUCGAUUGACCGCCCGUGGUUUAUUUUUAAGUUUUUUUACACUGAUUGUUGUGUGUUUCCUGUUCCUUUUAUUUGAAUCAUCUAUUUCAUUUUAUACUCUUAAAGCAAUCUCAAUAACAAGACAGGCAGACACGACAAAUGUAUCAAAUCAUGCGUCUUACUUCAACUUUACAAACUCAACCGUAUUUAAAGCAAUCGGACCAUUCCAAUUACCAACUACCGCGAACAGUGACUUACGAUUCGAAAACAAGCAAAAUGUUCGUUUCGACCUUGAAGCGGAUAUUAUUAAAACAACCAUAGCUUCCAGCCAGCCACAUCUGCCACUUAAUGUAACCACUUACAAAAAAGAUGCAUUUGUUGAUCUGAAUUUAACACGAACCGAAUCAACCACUAAUGGCACGAUACGUAAUUCCACAGAGCGCCAGAGUGAAUGCAAUAAUUGUUUUAAACAUGAUUUUGAGUAUGUUAUUCAGAACGACCACAUCUGCGACACAUUGGACACGAGCGAACACAUAGAUCUUCUGAUAUUCGUUACCACUGUGCAUCAUAAUGUCUUAAAUCGACAGACGAUACGGCGGACGUGGUUGUCAUACACUAAUAACAAUACUGCAAAUGCAAGGCACGUUUUCCUGUUAGGAAAAACAGCAGAAAACAGUUUACAAGAAUCUGUGAUGAGGGAAAAUGAAAUAUAUCACGAUAUCGUUCAGGAGACCUUUAUAGACAGUUACAAUAAUCUAACAUAUAAAACCAUCAUGGGAUUUAAAUGGGCCGCCACAAAAUGUUCUAAUGUAAAAUUUGUUAUGAAAACAGAUGACGACAUGUGGGUCAAUGUUCCUUCGAUAAUAAAAAUGUUGUCGGGAACCGGUAUGGCAAACUAUUUACAAACAGGACUGACCGGCUAUUGUCACCAAAAAGCAUCACCAAUCAGAGAUAAACGUUCUAAAUGGUACGCCUCCUUCAGUUCUUAUCCGGAGGAGUUUUUUCCAGGCUUUUGUUCAGGGACUGGAUACAUGACCAGCAUAAAAGUCGUGUCGGAUAUUUACCAUGUUUCUCCGCAAGUGCCUUUCUUCCAUUUGGAAGACGUCUACGUUUCAUUGUGCGUUCGGCGACUCGGAUAUUUGUUAAAACAAACUUCAGGUUUCCUCGCAGGGCCCAGUAAUAUAUGUGAUUACAAAAAGGAUAACGUCUUAACAGUUCAUCAAGUUACACCUUCGAAGUUGAUUGAGAUAUGGAAACAGGUUUGCAAUCCUGCUUGACUGUUAAUCCUUAUGAGUCAAAAACAGCAAACCAUGUGCAUAACUAUUGUUAUGAAAUAACUGUAGUUUUUUAUGUAUGUGAUUUUCAGAAAACUGUAGUGAGGAAUUAGUUUGAACAUUCUUUUUCUACGAUAAGAAGUAGAAAUUGCUCGAAAAAAUGCAUGAAUAUGAUUCUUAUUUUUGAAGUGUUCUGUAACUUGAUUAACCCAUACACUCUUAAUGAAAUAUUAUUUAAAAAGCAAUAUUUUAAAUAUUGUUCCCAUGUAUUUGAAAAUGAGCUGCAUAUACUUGUUCUGUCAUGGAGUAGUGGAAAGCGUAUCCAUCUAUCCACCGGAGGAUCAUGGCUUUGAUCCCAAUUGUGGGAUUGUUCCUUCGAUACCCUACCAAAAAUACACAAAUUACUGGUUAUACACGGCAAAUGGUCUCGAGAACAUUUUGAUGUAACUAUAUUUUAUCAUUUUUGCAUGAUGUGGAUUUUUAGUUAUAUUUUAAGGUAAAAGUGUGAGUUUUGUUUGAUGAAUUUAUAGUUUAGUUCAUUAUUAAUUUAAUUACGUAUAUUCAAGGUCAAUACCAUUUGUUUGAUGGAUAAUGUUGACAAUUUACUCACUCGAUUGUUUUUAUAAAUGUUUUAAAUUUAAACAUAACAGCUUAGUACAACAAUAAUAAUAUACGUGUUCUUCCACGUUCUACAUACCGUAAAAACGUCUGUACCAAAAGUAACAGUUACACAACAGCAAACAUAUUGAGGUAAACCUGGAGUGAAAAAGUAAAAGUAAACGUGCUAAUAAGGUGAAUUUGUUAGCUGUGUAUUUAUUGAUAAUUGUUUAACAUGAAACUUGUGUCAUUUUGUUUUGAAAAUCUAUAUUCAUAACUCACUGGUAUUGCUGACUACACUUAACACGACGCACGCAUAAGAAUAAGACAUUUCACCAGUGGGUCUAUAAAAAACAUGAUAUAACCUCGAGUUUUUCGUUGACCCUAUUUCUCAAGAACAAGCACUUGGCAUUGAUCUGAAUAAGAAAAUGUUGGUUAUUGUUUCAAUUGAUAUGCUUCCGUAUUUAAAGCGGUUGAUAUAGAUUAAAGAAAUGCUAAACUUAAAUACGGUAAUCGUGCCCGUACAUACGUGAAACAAAGUCAUAAACAUAGCCAAGUUAGAAGAGUAAAUUUAUGUCAAGCUUGUAUUAUAUUCAGAAGACGUCAUCCGGAAAUCUAUUUUCGUUAGAGAACCCAUCUUAUAUAAAGGUAUACACUACGCUG